Mercenaria mercenaria is the source of this 941-nucleotide messenger RNA. Its product is annotated as calmodulin, striated muscle-like. The transcript has 6 exons. The record is from RefSeq and is a predicted model, not a curated record. Lineage: Eukaryota; Metazoa; Mollusca; Bivalvia; Venerida; Veneridae. The coding region runs from base 160 to 636 and encodes 158 amino acids. Gene Ontology annotation, molecular function: calcium ion binding.
AAAGUAACGAACUAUCGUAUUCAUUUAUAAUCCACCUCUUUAUUACUGGACUAAUCAAACAAAAAGCAACAUAAUCAGUCGGUGAGGAAACAGGUGAAAAUCAAUUGCUUAAUCAAUAUGUUAUGAUAUUCUAAGAGGACGUUUCAUUGUAUAUGGAAAAUGGAUGUUGCUGACCUUACAGAUGAAGACAAGAGAGAGAUCAAGACUGCAUAUGACUCGCAAGUGAAGAAUGGAUGUGCAGGUCUUUCACAAAAGCAGACAAAAACUGCUUUACUUAGACUGGGGAUCAAACCUUCUGCAUUUGACAUAGAAAAAUACUGGUUUGAUUUGGACAAAUCAGAGGACAGUUGUCUGACAUUACAAGAGUUUGAACAACUACGGUGUGUAAUCAACACAGACCCAGAGAGGGUGUUACGAUGGGCUUUCAACAAGUUUGAUACUAACAAUGAUGGCACUAUAGAUAAAGAUGAACUCAAGAAGUUACUGACAACAGUUUACGAGGAUACAGAAGGAGAGUGGGUAGAUGAUGAGUUUGUAAAUGAUUGUUUACUUCUAGCCGACGGCAACAAUGACGGGGUGCUUCAAAUAGAAGAGUUUGUGGAUAUGUUGUUGCAGAGGACGGCAGGGAAGACCUAAGACUGAUGUUGUUUCACUCCAUACAAACAUAACAUCCGCCAUUGACAUUUCAUUCUUCUAUCAAUUCUUGUAAUGGUAAUAAAAACCAUAAUAACAAAAAAUUCAUUGUCCUUUUUGUCUAAGCUUAACCCUUACUAUGCUAAAAUUCAAUAAUGGACUGGUCCAUCUUCCAUUUUGGGCAGUACCAUUUAUCAUCUGAAGGGGUGUUUACCGAAAAUUUACUGACUGAAUAGCGAACAGUGCAGACCAUGAUCAGACUGCACGGAUGUGCAGGCUGAUCUUGGUCUACACUGGUCACAAAGGCA